AUGGAUCCGAUCAACCCCCCAACCAAGCCCUGUCACAACUGCCGGCGUCAGCGGCUCCGGUGUGACCGCUCAUACCCACACUGCAAUAAGUGUAUUGCUGCUGGUAAGGAUUGCCUUGGAUAUGGCAAGCUGUUUCGAUGGACGGGAGCUGUUGCCAGCCGCGGCAAGCUGGCUGGGAGGACGUCCAGUGCUCCCGUAGAGGCCGGUGGCAAGGCUGUAUCGCCAUGUCCAAAGGAGGAUGGCAAGAAGGCCGAUUUGGAUUUCUUUGCGCCAAGCACCUCCCCUACUGCUACCAGCAGUAACGUGGGAAGUCCCAGUGAUGGUUCCAUGCUGGGCUAUGGAGGAGAUAUGCAGCUGGUUACACGAUCACCAUCGCCAGAGAGUGUUGUUGGUAGCCCGUGGGUCUUGGCCGAUCCUCUAUAUCAAGAUAUGCAACAUUCACAUCGAUAUUAUCUAUCGUAUUUCACGGAACGUGUCUGUAAAGACCUCGUGUCGCAAGAUAUUCCUGAACGCAAUCCAUUCCGUGGAUUGCUUCCACUAACUAGAUCUCAUCCACUGCUGCAGCACAUUGUCGUCGCCGCAUCAGCGGCUCACAUGUCCAAUUUGGUUCGCGCUCCGUUAGCAUAUAGCGUAAAAAGUGCAGACGACAGCUUCACUUCGGGCAUUGAACAGGCGUCUCGACGAGCGCUCAAGGACGCAUUGGUCGCUAAGACCAAAGCGUUGACACUGAUGCGUGGCGCGGUGGAGAACAUCAAUACCACCGGGGGUGAUGUUGUGCUUGCUGCUGCUCUCUUCUUUAUCAACGUGGAGUUGAUUGAGUCCGGCAAGCAUGGCUGGAAAGCUCACCUGGAAGGAGCUGGCCGAAUCAUGUCGCUGCUACGACCUAAUAUGGUGGCAGAUUCUGCAUUGCGAGACUACAUGCUGUCUGAUUGCUUCAUCUAUUUCAUCCUGGCAUCUGCCUUCAUGCCCGCCAAAUCCUUUGAUACCCAGUCCUACUUUCAGCCGGAGCAGAUCCCUUCUAUCCUGCAGCGAGCAGCGGCCAAUAGCUACCUCUGCUGUCCACCUGAGAUUCUCAGCAUCCUACAUUCAGCGUCCCAAUUAUCCAACGUCCCUCCAGAAGUCGCAUCGGAGGACGAUGUUCGUGCAGCCGGCCUAGCCCUCGUUCAGCAAGCUCAAGCGUUUGAUAUCGACUCCUGGGCAAAUGAUGUCCGCAAUAUAUCCUACCUGCAAGACGCGCCUAUCGAGAGCAGAAAGCACGCCGCAUCAGCCCACCGCCUUGCAGCAUGUCUUUAUAUUUUGCAGGCAAUUCCAUCUUUGAGCAACAUGACAGAUCAUGACGAAGUGGCCGAGGCCCUGAGCCGGGACAUUUUUAAGCACUUGUCUCAUAUUCCUGACGACGACCCGAAUUUCAAGGCUACGACAUGGCCUACUUUUAUCGUUGGAGCCGAGGCUAGUGGUCGUGCAAGAAGAGAAUGGGUCAUGGAUAGACUACAGCGACUCGUGCGGUCUUGCCCUUGGGGCUUUUUAUAUACGGCCAUGGAGACGCUGCAAGUUGUCUGGAACCUGGAUAAUAAUGGAAAAGGCACGAAGAGCUGGGUUCAGACGUUGAAGGAUCCUGAAAUGAAUUUUCUCAUCGUGUGA
Molecule: messenger RNA, 1641 nt
Organism: Pochonia chlamydosporia 170
Lineage: Eukaryota; Fungi; Ascomycota; Sordariomycetes; Hypocreales; Clavicipitaceae
Product: acriflavine sensitivity control protein acr-2
Exons: 3
Coding region: 1-1641 (546 amino acids)
Biological process (GO): positive regulation of transcription by RNA polymerase II
Cellular component (GO): nucleus
Molecular function (GO): transcription cis-regulatory region binding; zinc ion binding; DNA-binding transcription factor activity, RNA polymerase II-specific
Source: RefSeq, a predicted model, not a curated record